Messenger RNA from Spinacia oleracea (spinach), 1910 nucleotides. RefSeq names its product ninja-family protein mc410. The record is from RefSeq and is a predicted model, not a curated record. Gene Ontology annotation, cellular component: nucleus. The coding region runs from base 174 to 1457 and encodes 427 amino acids. Gene Ontology annotation, biological process: negative regulation of DNA-templated transcription; jasmonic acid mediated signaling pathway. The transcript is spliced from 3 exons. Lineage: Eukaryota; Viridiplantae; Streptophyta; Magnoliopsida; Caryophyllales; Amaranthaceae.
AUUAAUGAUUCUAAUCCCAAUUUGCACUAAUUUCUCUGUAAAUUUUCCCAAUUUCCCCAUCUCUUCUUCUUCUUCUUCUUCCUUCAUUCUCCUGCUUUUUCCAUCUCACCCGCCCUUUCUCUCUCUACCCUUUUCACUCCUAAGCUAGGGCUACAAUAACAGGUCCUCCUAGCAUGGAUGAAGAAAAAGGGCUUGAACUGAGCUUGGGAUUAGCAUGUGGUGGUUCAUCUUCCAAUUCAAAAACCGAUCCGGAUGAGAGAACCAGUAAAAUUCUAAAUGAUUUCAAAAAUUUCCUUAGUGCUGUUCCAAAAUCAGUGCAGAGAAAUGAUGCUGUAAAACCUCAAGAGAACUUCUUCAGUAAUUUGCAGCAGACUGGUAAUGGUGAAAAUGUCUCUGAUGAUGAACCUAGAGUCGGUGAUAAACGUAAAAACGUGUUUGAUGAGAUGAAUAACCAGAAGAAACAGGAGAUAGAUUCUCGUAAUUCUGAUUUACAGGAAAAGGAUAAAAUGUCUCACAUAUCAAUUACAACAGAUGAGGGGUCGACAGCAGAUAAUGAAGAUGUGGCAGAAUCUGAAGCUGAGGGUUCAACCUCUAGAUUGGCCUCUCACCAGGAAGAUGGAUCUAGAACACCUGGUGGAAGUGGUAGCUCUUCUCAGGCUCCUAAGGAACUCUGUGGAAAACCAAUUAGCAGCACUCCUUUUUCUGUGCAAUCAAUGAAUUCCAUGAAUGUUCCUUACUCUAUAACCAUUAAAGAGCCUCCUUCAGUUAAUGCGCCAAGCACACCAAAUUACUCCUUAUCAGGGAUGAUGCAGGGCAUUGCUUCUACAAAUGGAGAGCGUCCUAGGCUACACGCUACAGCUCUAGGGAGUUUGCCAAUGUCAUUUGGAUAUUCUCCUGUCCAACUUCCAGUGUUGGAUAAUAAGGAUAGCCCAUGGCGAAUGGUUCCUCUGCCUCAUUCUAUCCCCUCUCCUUAUGCUGGAAGAUCCAUAUCAACUUCAGUUCCAAUGCAAGUCCUCAACAGUUCAUCUGAAUCCGUACGGCUUGAUGUGCACCCUUCAGAGGAGCCGAAAGGUCAACCACAACUAGUGGCUGAGGAAGGUUCCUCUUCUCAGGUUGAAGAUGAUGCAAAGGGACGAGGAAACAGCUUUCCAUCAGAAUAUCCAGCCAUAAGGCCUGGAAUUGCCACAGAGAUGAACUUUGGUGGAUCAGGUUCCUUUCCGAAUUUACCUUGGGUUUCUACAACGAGUCCAGGACCCAAUGGUAGGACGAUAUCUGGUGUCACAUAUAAGUACAAUGCCACCCAGAUAAAGAUUGUAUGUGCUUGCCAUGGAAUACAUAUGUCUCCUGAAGAAUUUAUACGGCAUGCUACAGAGGAGGAACAAAGUCCUGCCACCACCACCCCCAACUUAACAUCCAUGCGAAGCACCAACCCUACCACAACUUCUGCAAAGACCUGACUGUUGCUCUUAAAAGACUAGGAGACUGAAAUAUCAUUGAAGGUUUGUAAAACCUCCAUUGCUCUUAAAUUCGGAUAAUUUAUGCGCUGGAGAUGUUCAUCAAUGGAAACAGUCUUCUCUGCUUGUUGAUACUGGUGAGAGAUAAUGCUUUGUACAUGUGGAUCACCUCAUUUGAUCCAAACUGGGCAGCAAUUAUUGUUAAUCACAGUAUCAUGAAUCUAGCAAGCAGCAUUAUUUCGGUAAUGGCAUGUAUUAUUUAGAUCUGUAAAUUCUGUAAGGUGGAGCUAGCUUCUUGUGAUAAUAUGAAAUCGUUCUCAAGUCCGUUUUGGAUAUUGUUUUUCCUCUUUGAUCCAUGUAAUAAAAUUUUGAAACUUGCAGCAAUUUUCUGCAAGGAGGUGUAAAGUGUAAACCAUCUAAUAAACGUCAGUUUUUGCUGUUCUGCUCCUACGAAAA